Aspergillus tanneri is the source of this 1419-nucleotide messenger RNA. RefSeq names its product serine/threonine protein kinase CDC7. Lineage: Eukaryota; Fungi; Ascomycota; Eurotiomycetes; Eurotiales; Aspergillaceae. Bases 1 to 1419 code for a protein of 472 amino acids. Gene Ontology annotation, cellular component: nucleus. The transcript has 5 exons. Gene Ontology annotation, molecular function: ATP binding; protein serine/threonine kinase activity. Gene Ontology annotation, biological process: mitotic DNA damage checkpoint signaling; protein phosphorylation. The record is from RefSeq and is a predicted model, not a curated record.
AUGUCCAACCUUCAUACAGCACCCGAUGGCGAGGAUCGUACAAGGACGGAUAGCGAUAAUGCAUCGGCAGCCCAAAUCCUAGAGGCUGGCCAAGAAGACCCCAGGGAGGAUGAAGACAUAGACGAUUCUGUGAAGGAGGAUAUGAAGAAACUUGAGGAUACUUUUCCUGGAAUCACAGACCGAUUUCGUUUAGUCAAUAGGAUUGGCGAAGGCACAUUUUCUACCGUGUACAAGGCGGAGGAUCUUCUGUAUGAUCAUUAUCGCAACGAUUGGGAUAUGUUCCAGGACAACCAGAAUGACAUCUGGACAAGUCCGCCGUCAAAAAGACGUCGGAUGGAAAAUGAGAGUGGUCGGUCAUUAUCCAUCAAGCGAAGAAAUCCACGGUAUGUAGCUUUGAAGAAAAUUUAUGUGACAAGCAGUCCUCUUCGCAUUCAGAACGAGCUCGAACUGCUACAUGAUCUUCGUGGGUGUCGAUCCGUAUGUCCUUUAAUUACUGCCUUCCGGUACCAAGACCAGGUUGUGGCCGUGCUGCCAUUUUUCCCUCAUACCGACUUUCGAAUUCAAUAUCGCACCUUCAUGGUUGCAGAUAUGCGCCACUACUUCCGAUCUCUCUUUACUGCGCUACACUCGGUCCAUAAACACAAUAUUCUCCACCGUGACAUCAAGCCAACCAAUUUUCUGUACAAUCCGGAACUCAGAGAAGGUGUCCUUGUCGACUUUGGUCUUGCAGAACGCGAGGGCGCCGAAUAUAAUGGCACAUGUCUAUGUGCCAAUCCGGGUUAUGUACGCCGUAGUCGGCUGUUGCAAAGUUAUUAUUACACCCAUUGUCCGAUGUCCACCUUGUCAGCUGGCUACCCAAAGAAUGACUCCAGGCCAUCUAAACGGGCCAACCGAGCUGGGACUCGAGGGUUCCGCGCACCAGAAGUACUCUUCAAAUGUACAUCACAAACAACAAAGAUAGAUAUGUGGUCUGCCGGUGUUAUUCUUCUGACCUUACUUGGACGCCGCUUUCCGUUUUUCAAUUCGGCAGAUGAUGUCGAUGCUAUGAUAGAAAUGGCAAGCAUAUUUGGCACCCGGCGCAUGAAGACUGCAGCAGUUAUGCACGGGCAAAUAUUCGAAACGAACAUCCCAACAAUUGGAGAGAAAGGAUACAGUUGGGAGAAGCUUGUAAAGUGGGCCAGUUGUGUGGAAGAAUUGACAGAAAGCGAGAAACAAGCGACUCUUCUUUUGGCUGGCCUUAUGGAAUUGGAUCCAUACAAGCGGAUGAGCGCCAGGGAUGCUUUACAACAUGACUUCUUCACCAACCCAAUAGAUCACGAUGUGGAGUGGGGAGGACAACCCGAAGACAGCGCAGACACUGGAGAGGAUGAUGAAGGGGAUAGAGAAGAUGAGGAAGCGGACGAGGUAGCUAUGGUCUAA